Messenger RNA from Rhopalosiphum maidis (corn leaf aphid), 3726 nucleotides. RefSeq lists its product as uncharacterized. The transcript is spliced from 3 exons. NCBI's taxonomy places the organism in Eukaryota, Metazoa, Arthropoda, Insecta, Hemiptera, Aphididae. The record is from RefSeq and is a predicted model, not a curated record. The coding region runs from base 448 to 1191 and encodes 247 amino acids.
CACGCACGCGCAUACACCGCCGCCGCCGCCACGAUUCGGACCCGAGCGAAAGGGUCUGUCCGACCGGCGAACGCUCUUCAGUCGUUGGACUAAGCGCAACUCUUCCGGGUGUCGAGUGAAUCGGAACUGCUCUCCGAGCACUCUUCUUCGCGUACAUCGCGCCGCCGCUGCCGCCGCCGCCGCAGACAUAAUAAUAUAAUAUAUUAUACUAACUGAUUUUUUGUAUUAUUCGGUCGUCGUUUAUAUGACUAUUAUUUUUCGUACAGUGCGUUUUUACGUUUUCUGCGAUUUGUUUUAUUUAUACAUUUUUUAUGUUCGUAUUUUAAUUUUUUCGAAAACUUUUAUGAUACGAUAAAUAAAAAUAAAAAUAAAAAUAUAUUAAAACUUAAAAUUCGGACUAUUGCGAUUUAUCUUCGGAAAAAAAAGAAGAAAAAAAUCAAAUCAGACAUGGCCAUACCGUUCAAUCCGCCGUCGUCCAACCCCGAUGCAACAAGGGACCAUUAUUUGCGAAUUCAAAAUCUGCUCAAAGAAUUGUUGACAUUGCUCAGGCGAAUGCCUUCUUGGAUGAUCGGUGAUCAAUACGCCAACAUCAACAUGGCUUCUCAGACUCCUCUGACAUAUCUGCAGGAAGAAGAAAAUAACCGUCUUUGGGUACAGCAACAGCAACGUUCGAUGCGCGCGUUCCACCGCCGGCGUUUACGUGAACGCCAACAUCAGGAGCGACGUGCGCAACAGCAAGAACUCGAGCGACAGCAACAGAGCGAGCAACAGCGGCCGUUGUUGCCCGACUUGGUAUCGUCAUGUGGGCCCUCGCCGCGUCAACUGCCGCCGCCGCCACCGCCGCCGCCGUCUGCGCCGCUUCAGCAGCAACAGCAACCGGAACAGCAACAGUCCACGGUCGACGACGACAAAUUUGUUGGCGCCGUCAAGCUGCAGGUGGCCGUGUGUCCGACUUGCUAUUACGGCAAAGAGCGCAAGCUGAAAGUGAUCGCCGUCGCCAAGUUGGACGAGAACGGCAAGCCGAUCCGCUGGAACGCCAACCGUGACGACGAAGAACUGUUGGUUUUCGAGAAUAAAAGUACAAAAGUAAAGCGGCGAAUCAUGUCGCUGCUUCAGCCAUCAAAAAUCGAAUCAUCCGUACUCACCGCCAUGUUCGUAAUCAUCGGUUGGAAAAUGUUCAUCAAACAAUAAUAUGAUUUUGUUUUUAGAAUUAGAGAGAGAGAGAUAGCGAAAAAAACAAUUUUUUUCCACACCUAUAUAAAAAGACUCCAAAACCAGGUUCCAGUCACGGUUUUAGUGACUAAAACAAAUUUUAAUUUUAAUGUUAAUCAAAUUGACCGUUGAUCUCAAUUCUAAAAUGUGAGAUGUUCGUAACCGUAGCCAAAUGUAGUAUUAAUUUAUACUAUAUUAUAAUAAACUAUUAUUUUUAUUAUUAUCUAUAAUAAAAUCAUCGACUUGAACGCGCGUGUAGAUGAACUCAUUUGCAACUGCUGCUGAUUUUGUACGUACGAGCUUCUUGUCGGUUAUUAUUCUUAUUAUUAUUAUUUUGCUUAAUAUUAACAUUAUCGUAUAAGUAUCUACCUAUUAUUAUUUUUUUUUUUUUUGUAAUAUUAAUCUCUAUUUCUAUGCUUCAUCUGUUGUAUUUUGUCGUUUCACAUGGGAAUUCUGCGGUUUCAGUCCCAGACCUAUUCACAUUUUGAUCUCGUUUUUAUAAAACUAUAGCUUCAGAACGGCACUACCGUGAUGGCGGGGUUUCUCUGCCUCCACGGUUUUGAAUUAGUAAGAAUCGCUAUAUUGUAUUAAUUUUUUUAUAUUUUUUUGCUCACUGUAAAUAAGCGUUUUUAUCUUUUUAUUUGUACACACACACACUCGCGCUGCGUCAUUAUUAUUAUUCAUUUAUUUUUUGAAUUUUGUCCGUUCAUCGCGGACGCCGUAAACUCUAUUAUCACACAGCUAAAGAAAAAAAUCGAAUUCUCUGUGGACGUUUUUCUCUUGUUUCUAUUCGUUCUACUAAUAAUAAUUAUGGUAUAGGUCAUAGUAUUAGGUGGUAUAGCACAUCAGCUGCGAACGCCGAGAUUCAGUUCUGAUUCAUAUAUUAUAUACAUCAUAAUAAAAACGACGACUAUACAUUACAAUAUAAUUCAUACUUUGUGCGUCGAGGAAUCAUAAAAUAAAAUAACGAUAUUAUGAUCGCUUUGUAAAUAAAUUAAUUUUAAUAUAUUAUUAUAUACGCUUGUUGCAUGCAGCGAGAUAUUAACUUCCUAUAUAUAUUAUAAUAUGUAUAGAAUGUAUUUUUUUGAUUUUCUUAUUUUUUACAUUUUUUAUUAUUUCGAAAAGCAUUUCUGUGGUGUUAAAUAAAACUAGGACGCCGUCGGGGCCUUUCAUAUGCUUCGAGCUUAAACCAUUCUUUGCGAAUUUCCUCCCGGCGACGAUCCUCGUUUCGCCCAUCAAAGCGUUUCUGUGAUAAUGCCAUUAUUUUUUUUUUAUCUAUUGAAUUAUAUAUUUAUCUAAUAAAUCUAUGGCAUUUCUUGUGUUUUCUACGGUUCCUCAUAAAGAACCGUAAUAUAUAUUAUGUACUUUGUAAAUUAUUGUAUUGAUAAGGUUUUUUUUAAUUAUUAUUAUUAUUAUUAAUAGGUCGAUCUCUUUUCGUAGUACUUAAGUAGAUAGUGUUCUUAGCUAUUAGUUUAAUAUUAGUAUUAAUUAGUAGAUAAUAUUAUUAUACUUUAGAUUUAAUGAUGUUGAUGUUGAAUAUUGUUAAUAUGGUCAUCUCUCUCUUCGGUUCACUAAAUAAAAAUAAAAAAAUAUUAUUAUGAAAUGUACCUACUUGCAUUGCAAGAGAUUAUCUUGAUUUUCAUAAUUAAAAAAAAAAAAAAUGUAAAAACUUAAUACAUAAGUAUGUAAUUAUUGGAAGACUAUUGAUUAUAAGCGUUUUGUGAUUCAAAAUUUUUAUUACUGUAGAAAUAGAUUUUUUAAAUAUUUAUUUUAUCAUAAUUAUUAUAACAUAUAAUAUAUAAUAUGUAAAUACACAAUUAAUUUUUUUUCAAACACUUGGAGAUAUUAUUUAUUUAAACAAAAAUCAAUUUGUCGUCGAACAAUCGUUGCAAAAUUAUAUGUGUGUAUGACGUAUGUCAAUUCAUUAUACGUUAUAUGGAUAUUUUUCGUAUUAACAAUAAUAUAAUAAUGGUUAAAAAAAAAAAAAUCAAGAACACUGCCCAAGUAUUUAUGAUAUCAUGUCGUCAGUAUAUUUUUGUUGUAAGUAUAUUAAAGCAGUGUACACGCAUACGCGUUGUACCUUUCGGCCAACUUCAUUGUUAUAGAAUCAUAUAAUAAUAUAUAUACUUUUCUCCCCGUGGUCUUUGGUAUUUCUCUCCCUCGUGUAUUAUUGUAUAUUAACACAUUUUAGUUCCGUAUAAUGAUGUAUAGUUUUAGAGCUAUUUUUUUUUUAUAUUAUAUUAUCUAUAGUACUUUAUAUAUAUAUAAAACAUAACAUACUUCGCGGCAUAUAAAUGUGCGUCACUGCGUCUUGCUACCGUUGUCUUUCCUUUGUAUUAUAAUAAUAUAAUAUUUUAAUAUUAUAUAUAUAUAUAUAUAAAUGUUGUUUGUAAGCAGAAUUUGAAUAUUAUUGUGUACGCAUAAUAUGUAACUAUCGUUGUCCGAACGGAUCGUAUGUAUGUAUGAUAUUAUUAUUAUUAUUAUUAUAUUAUUAUUGACGAAAAAUAAAAAUAA